AUGAUGCUAACAAUUUUAGAUCACCUGAAGCCAUGCGCUGUGAUCGUUGAAGAAGCCGCAGAAAUAAUCGAGGGGCAGUUAAUUUCAGUCCUUCCGCCCAGUAUAGAGCAUUUGGUAAUGCUAGGAGAUCAGAAGCAGCUUCAACCUCGUGUAAAUUGUUACAAACUGACACAAAAAAAUCUCAACUGCUCCAUGUUUGAACGAUUGAUAAAUAACGAUAUGCCCUUCAAACAGCUUGGAAAACAAUGUCGAAUGCAGGAUGAUAUUGCCGAUCUCCUUCGGUCACUAGAAAUAUACCCAGGUUUGAAGACAAACAAGGAG
Molecule: messenger RNA, 321 nt
Organism: Paramuricea clavata
Lineage: Eukaryota; Metazoa; Cnidaria; Anthozoa; Malacalcyonacea; Plexauridae
Source: the annotation of a GenBank genome assembly